This is a messenger RNA of Rhizophagus irregularis DAOM 181602=DAOM 197198, 1466 nucleotides long. RefSeq lists its product as uncharacterized. NCBI's taxonomy places the organism in Eukaryota, Fungi, Glomeromycota, Glomeromycetes, Glomerales, Glomeraceae. The record is from RefSeq and is a predicted model, not a curated record.
UAUUAAUCCUAUUAAUCCUAUUAAUAUUCUAAAAAAAAAAAAAAAUUUCUUUAAAAUUCUAUAUUGUUUCUAUUAUAUUCUAUUUCACUUUUACUAUUAUAAUCAAAUACUUUUUUUUUUCGCGUUAAAAUAUGACUGAACAAAAAAGACUUGGUACACUUAUAGUUGUUGCCAUGGAGGCGAGGAAUUUAAGUACUCGCGAUGUUGUUGGAAAAGGAGAUCCAUUUGUUGCUUUUCAUUUGGAUGGUGAUUCAAAAAGGAUAAGAGCAGACAAAAGAGGUGGUCAACACCCUAAAUGGGACGAAGAAGUACGCUUUAGUGUUAUGAAGAAUACCUCCAAGAAAUUGAAGUUUCAGGUGUUUAAUGACGAUAAACGGGAGCCUGUUCUUAUUGGGGACGCAACCAUAGAUUUAUCUGAAGUUUUGGAUAAAACCGAAUGGGAUGCAUGGCAUGAAAUAAGUUUUCGUAACAAGUAUGCCGGCGAAGUUUCACUUGAGAUGACAUUUUAUUAUGACGAACCUCCACCACAGAAACAUGUACAUAAUCAACCUGUACAUAGUAAUUCUUUACCUCCCCAAGCACCAGUACCAAAUUCGUACCCAAAUUCAGCAUCUCACAUUGCUCCUCCUCCAGUUGUGAAUAAACCUAUAUCUGCUCCAUCUGCUUAUCCUCCAUCAAAUACUUAUCCUACUUCUCCAAAUGCUUAUCCUCCUCCUAAUUCUUCAAGUGUUUAUCCUCCUCCUAGUUCUACAGCUCCUUCAAAUGUUUAUCCUCCUAAUUCUGCACCUUCAAAUGUUUAUCCUCCUAAUUCUGUUCCUCCAAAUGUUUAUCCUCCCCAUAAUUCUCCUCCCCAAUCUCAACCACCACAAUUCUUUGGUCCUAAUCGAACGCAAUCACCUUCUUCUCAAUACUCAUCUCCAGGAAAUGUAUACCCACCACCUUUACAAUCACAAGGUUUUCCUCCUGCUUAUCCGCCGAUAUCUUCUCCGCCGAUAUCUACUCCAUCCUACAGGCCAAUUAAUGCUCCUACUCGACACGAUAGUGGUAAUUUAGCUUUUCCGAUACCGAUUCCAACUCCCAUUACCGGCAAUAGUUCAUAUCCUCAAUCUGGUUAUCCACCUAGUAACUAUCCACCUAAUAAUAAUCCUUACCCACCACCUAAUAAUAUUUAUCCUCCUCCAGCUGGUGGAAAUAUAUAUCCACCACCUCAAAAUACCUUUAAUCAAGGUUACCCACCAAAUCCUUAUCCGCCAAGUGGGCACUAUUAAAUUUAGUUUAAUGAGGAUAUAAUAAUAAUAAAUGGACAAUUAUAUAAAUUAUUAUCAAGUUAAACUAUUAAUUUGAUCUAUUAAUUUUUUUUUAAAUAGUUAUUGUAAAUUUCUUCUCAUAAUGUUAAAUUAUAGAAUCUAUAUUUGAUUUAUACACACACAUAUAUACUAUUAUUAUAUAUAUAUAUAUACUAUAUA